CGCACUUCCACUCCAGCGUUUUAAAACGGGCGCCUCAACGGUCAAAAUUCAAAUCCUCCAAACUCUCUUCCUCUUUCUCGUCUUCCCCUUACUUCCUCCGCAUUCAGCCCGGAAAAUCGAAAUCUCACCUCUUCUUCGUCGUUCCUUUACCAGAUCCAGUCUCUUCCUCUCUCGCUCAGUUCUGGAGAAACAAACAGCGAAAAUGUCGACUCCGGCGAAGCCUUCGCAAUCAAAUCCCGGUUCGAUCUCGAAGGUGAGGGUAAUCGUAAGGGUCCGCCCAUUUCUCCUCCAUGAAGUCGCUUCCAGGAACGGAAACUCCACUCCCUGCGUCACCGUUCCCGAAUCGGAACUCCUCCAGACCGGCCAGGACCAAGAAGUCUCUGUUCAUCUCAAAGACCAUGAAACCAGCCGGAACGAGUGCUACAAGUUGGAUUCAUUCUUCGGGCAAGAAGACAACAAUUUAAGUAAGAUUUUCGACAGAGAAGUCAGUCCUUUGAUUCCAGGGAUAUUUCGUGGCUGCAAUGCUACUAUCUUUGCAUAUGGGGCUACUGGCAGUGGAAAAACCUACACCAUGCAGGGAACAGAUAAAAUUCCAGGUUUAAUACCACUGGCCAUGUCAAAAGUUUUGUCCCUGUGCCAGAACACAGGGAGCACUGCAGAGAUUUCUUACUAUGAAGUCUAUAUGGACAGAUGCUAUGAUAUAAUGGAAGUCAAAGGUCAGGAAAUUGCAGUUUUAGAAGACAAACAUGGGCAGGUUCACCUCAAGGGACUGUCUCGGGUUCCAGUGCAUUCAAUGUCUGAAUUCCAUGAGGUGUUUUCUUGUGGAAAUCGUAGAAGAAAGGUUGCGCACACAGCUCUUAAUGAUGUCUCUAGUAGGAGCCAUGCAGUGCUUGCAAUUACUGUUUCAUCUCCUCGCGGUGAUGGUUCUGGAUUUGUGACUGGGAAGCUGACCCUCAUUGAUUUAGCAGGUAAUGAAGACAACCGGAGGACCUGCAAUGAAGGCAUUCGAAUGCAAGAAAGUGCCAAAAUCAAUCAGUCCUUAUUUGCAUUGUCCAAUGUGAUAUAUGCACUAAAUAACAACAAGCUCCGAGUGCCUUAUCGAGAGAGCAAACUAACCCGGAUACUGCAAGACUCUCUUGGUGGAACUAGUCUUGCUUUGAUGGUUGCUUGUUUGAAUCCAGGGGAGUACCAGGAAUCUGUGCACACGGUCAGUUUGGCAGCUCGCUCGCGCCACAUCUCUAAUUUUGUCUCUUCUGCUCAGAAAAACAAGACACCCAAGCUUAAAGUUGACAUGGAGGCCAAGCUUCUUGCAUGGCUUGAAUCAAAAGGAAAGACAAAGAAGACACAAAGAAUGGCUGGGACUUUUGGUUCUCCAUGUUUUAGCACCACUCCCGGCUCUCUGUCCUCGGCAAAGAAGCCCAGCGCGUGCCUCAGCUGUGGAAAAAUGAAUUCUAACACCAACGAAGGUGCCUCUAAUAUGAAAGAAAGGGUUUUGGCUAGAAACUUAUUCACUAAUGGAGGACCAGUUGAUAAGAGCAUGAAGGCUGCAGAGGUUGCUACGGGGGACAAGGAGGAGGCUUCAUUGAAUAAUGUAGAAGUCCCUGUAGAAGUACCUGUUCUUGAGGCAGAACUGGAAUCGAGAAUGUGCACACCUGAGAAAACCAAAUCCCUUCAAAACCCACCAAGAACAGCUCUUUCUCCCAUCAACUCGAACAUAAGUUUGGAGAAGUCGCAGAAGUUGGGCACUCCUCUUGAUAAAUUUAACGCGCUCAGUUCUAAUUUAAAGAGCUCUCUGGUCCGAGAAUACAUCGAUUUUCUGAAUUCAGCAAGCAGGGCGGAGCUCAUGGAAUUGAAGGGAAUCGGAGAGAGAAUGGCGGAGUACAUACUGGAGCUAAGAGAAUCGAGUCCGCUGAAAUCGCUAAGUGAUCUGGAGAAGAUCGGGCUUUCCGCGAAGCAGGUGCACAAUAUGUUCGGUAGAACUGCCAGAGGACUCUUUCUGUGAUGCUCUGCAGUGCUCACAACACCCAAGUUUUUUUUUUUUAAAAAAAAGAGAGGUUA
This is a messenger RNA of Diospyros lotus (date-plum), 2058 nucleotides long. RefSeq names its product kinesin-like protein KIN-10B. The transcript has 12 exons. The record is from RefSeq and is a predicted model, not a curated record. Gene Ontology annotation, biological process: mitotic spindle organization; microtubule-based movement. Lineage: Eukaryota; Viridiplantae; Streptophyta; Magnoliopsida; Ericales; Ebenaceae. Bases 203 to 2002 code for a protein of 599 amino acids. Gene Ontology annotation, molecular function: microtubule motor activity; microtubule binding; ATP binding.